CAAGAAAGGCUGCGCGACCCGCGAUGGACACCAGCUCCAGCGAUUCUGAUCAAUCCGAUAGCAGCUAUGGGAGCGAGGAUUGCGAGAGCACCAGGUAUGAGAGCGAGGAUUUCGAGACCGGCAGCGCCAGCGCGAGCAGCAGCGAUCAAGAAGAGAAAAAAUACGAGUGCCGUGAGUGUGGAAAGAAGCUGGGAAAGCCUUCCUUGCUCCGGCAGCACCUCCUCUGUCACUCGAACGAGAGGAAAUUUUGCUGCCCUGUCGAUUCUUGCGGCGCCAAAUACAAGUGGGAGAAUCACCUCAAGCGUCACAUAAAUGACAAACACGAUGGAAAGGUCCAUGCCUGCUCGCGGCCGGGAUGCAUUUUCACCACCAGGAUUUUACACGACUUAAAGCGACACACGAAGCUUCACGAAAAGAAAGGAACGCUCCAGCGCCACCGAGACAAAGGCUUGGAGGAAGCAAAGGAGCACGCUUGCAAGGAGGAGAAAUGUGGCAAAGCUUUCCGGUAUCCAUCACAGCUUCGGUAUCAUGAGGAGACAUGCCAUGGUGAGGCUUGUUUAUAUACUUCUUAGGUGAGCUUCGACGUCAACACCGGAUCUCGAUGGAACUCCGAAGUGGAAAAGCUACUCCAGAGUAGUAUUGAGGCGGGUGACUGCCUCAAGAAGUCCCGGAUAGGAGGUGAGAGCCAAUCCAGGGUUUUGGGAUGGGUGACCUCUCCGAUUUUUCUAGACUUGAUAUGCUCUCAGUAUGAGGUACUUGUAUAUUAUCGGUUCGGUCUAACCAUGUGUUCUUUUCUGCAGCAGGAGAAAUCUACGUUGAUAUAGUCUGUUCCGAGCCGGGUUGCAACGAGCGUUUUGAUCACCCUUCGGACUUGUCCGAGCACACAAGGAACGCUCACAAGUACG
Molecule: messenger RNA, 905 nt
Organism: Selaginella moellendorffii
Lineage: Eukaryota; Viridiplantae; Streptophyta; Lycopodiopsida; Selaginellales; Selaginellaceae
Product: zinc finger protein 208
Exons: 2
Coding region: 24-572 (182 amino acids)
Biological process (GO): regulation of transcription by RNA polymerase II
Cellular component (GO): nucleus
Source: RefSeq, a predicted model, not a curated record